AAUUUCUAGUGUCUAACAAACACGAGAGACUAAUUAAAAUAUCUUAUAAAUAUCCUGAUUGUUACAUUAAAACCAAGCAUUUGUAAAUAAUAUAUAUACAUCUGAGAGGAUGAUUUUGCUAUCAUCGGCUCUUUCCGGCAACUUGGUGAUUGGCUUUCAUGUUUAAACCAUCCCAAAAAAAGACCAAUAAAAACGUUUCUCUUUCUUUUAUACAUACAUCGUAGAAUGUAAUAGGAAACUAUGAGAAAUAGGUAAACAAGAUCAAAACAAUCCGGUAUUUAUUAAAACUAAAAAAGAACAAAAUCGUAAAAUAAAGACCAUGCUUGAUUGUGAUAAUAGAUUCUUUCAAUAAUAACAAUCAAUAAUUGAAGUUAGACAUUGUUAUUUAAAGAGAAAUAAUUAUUUUUUAAUUUACAACCAUGUGGAGCACUCGAUCUCUUCUACAUCUAAAACAGUGUUUAAGAUUGACUAGGACAUUUUUAACUGAAUCUUACAGCUGUACAGAAGCAUGGAAUCAACGUUUACAAUCUCCUAUCUUGAGUAAAAUAAAACCACGUGAUUUUUUCAUUGAAAUUGACUCAAGAUUACAGACAACAGGAAAACUUGGAGCAAUUGAUGUUGAUAUCUAUGCGAAUACAGUCAAUCAUAUUGAUUCGGUGGAUGAAACAAUUAAUGUUCUUCAUCGUUUUCGAAUGACUGCUAAUACUUCAGAUACUUUUGACUCUACUCAUCACGCAAUCAUACGAUAUUUACUAGAUUGCAAUGAUACAGAAACUCUUUUACAUAUUCUAGAUGAUCGUUUAAACUAUGGUAUUUUUCCAGAUCACUUGUGCUAUAAUCUUAUGAUGGAUAAGUUUAUUAAAGCUCAAGAUUAUGUAUCAGCAGCUAAAGUAGCAACAUUUUUGAUGCUUCAAGAAGAUAAUGAUCAUCCAAUUUGUAAUGCUUUGGCUGUUUAUAGUUGUUAUAAAUUUUUAGAAAAUCCUGAUGCUUGGGUACUACCUCCACCAGAACCUGAAAUUCCUGAUGAUGAAAAGACUAAAAUUCGAGUGUUUUAUUUAAGAAACCCUUUCUUUGAUGAUCAUUUUGAUCUCAGAGAGCCUAAACAUUUAGUUGGAAAAACUCUAGUAUUUUUUGGCAAAUAUUACAAAGAUACUCCUCUAGGUCGUACUUGUAUGCUUCGUGGUUUUAUUUUACAUGAAAAAUACGAUGAAGCUGUAAAAUUAAUUGAUCAUUGGAUUCAAAAUUCUACCAAGGAAGUUAUUUUCAAAGAUACUUUACCGUUGAUUAAUAAAGAAUUAGAUGCAAUUCCUGAAGAAAAAAUCAACGAUAAUGUUAAAGUUCUCCAAGAAAAAAUAAAAGAGCUGGAAAAAUGUAGUUUAAAAGAUGGAAGUAUUAUGGAAGAAAUAGAGAUGAAAAUCAAAGAAGCAGUAGAAACUCGUACAGCAAAAGAUAUUGAACAUCAGCUGUCUAUUUACAAACAAUGGGAUGAGAAACGAAUGGCAGUAUUAACUGCUCAAUUGAAAGAACUAGAUAAAGAGAAAAGGCUCGCACAAAUAAAAGAAAUAAAAGAAGAUUUAGCAAAACGUGAAAGACUUCUAACAUUCUAUGAAAAUGAGGAAAAACUGGAACUUCAAAUUGAGAAGAAAUUGAAGUGGGAAGAGGAAGUUUAUGGUCCCCCAGUUGAACAAGCAACGAUAUUAGAUGAGGAUUAUAUUCCUCCUGAUGUUACAUCAAAGCCUGCGAUACAAAAUAAAUAAUUGAAUAUAAUUAAGUCAUUUACUUUUAAAUGAAUAAAUUAUUAUCCGUUGUUUUUUAAAAAA
Molecule: messenger RNA, 1820 nt
Organism: Chelonus insularis
Lineage: Eukaryota; Metazoa; Arthropoda; Insecta; Hymenoptera; Braconidae
Exons: 3
Coding region: 420-1757 (445 amino acids)
Cellular component (GO): mitochondrion
Source: RefSeq, a predicted model, not a curated record